UGAUCGAACCGUUCCUUAUCCCCUCCCCUUGAUGCAAGAGUUGUACAAGGUGUACGUGAAAAAGCGCAAGGAUUCCGUGGCCGUGGAGCUCUCUUACCCGAGUGUAAGGUAUCAGAUCACACAACCGCGCGGGCAAGUCCUGUACUACGUUGCCGGGUGGGCGGCCAGCAAGGCUUGGACGCAUCAAAGAAGCCACAACCUUUCCGUGUCGUCCAACACAACACUCGCCGCAAAAGUCGAUUCGAAGAACGAUAUGAAGAACGGUUCGGGACUUCUUUACCCUACGGUGGAGUGGGUAGAGUUCAAGUAUGCCGUGGAGAGGGGCAUAUUCCAUUUUUUGAAAAAACCCAUCUUCCUUGCUGCUUGCCUCGGAGACUUGCCAGCCGAGAUUGUCAAAGUAGUAAGCGAGGCGGAGGUUGUCAAGGAAAUGUGGGGAAACUGCUGCCCCCCUGGUCCUCCUGCCAUCGAUCCUAGCGUAUCUCAAGAGAAGUUUAUUUUCGUUGUCGGGAAAAUCCUCAACGUCGGGAAGAGUGUAAGGGAGAAUACUUCUCUCAUGUUCUCGAAGGCCGCGCCUGCUCUGCGGCAACAGCUGAACGCACGUGUCGGGCCAAAUGGAGGGGCGGGGGCCGGUAGUGGCGAAGCAAAGGGGGUUCCACAGGGGGACGGGGCCGCAGGAGGGGGCGGGGGGGGCGGUGCAAAGCGCCGAAAGGGGGGACGUGCGCGGAGGCAGGCCCCGCCCACCCUUAAUCAGUUCAAGGGGAUGUCCCGGGCGGAGGUUAGCGACAGGUGCACUGCUGUAAGACAACAUCUCGUGCUCGUAAAGGACGCCGGGAUUAAGUAGGGCACCAUGAACUCAAGAAAAGAUGAUCUCCUCGAUUACCUGACGGCGUGUGUGGGUGUGUUCAGGCAGGAAUCUGUUGAAGGGGCAGGCCCCAGUGCGACAGGGAGUGGUCCAGCCGAGGGAGGAUGCGCGGGGCGUGGUGGUGAGAACGCGCGUGAGGGCAACGCCCCGACAGGUAGUGGGGAGAUGGUCUCUGUCGGUAGUGAUUUUACAACGUCAGAAGUGCCUGCGCUACAGAAGGGACGACGACGGUUACCUUUCCCGACCGGUUACGAUGGAUUCCUCGCUGUCGGUUUUGGAGGGGGGCCGGAGUGUCUCGCGGGGGUGGCUCUUGAACAAUUUUCCGAGGCAAAAGGUGACAGCUGGUCUGUUCGUGGCGUCGGCUUUCGUUUCGUCAUGUACCGUUCAUGGAUCAGGACUACCAUCUUAUUUGUGUGCAUGUCGAAGUUGGCGUGGACGAUUCUUCUGGCCACUAGGAGCGCCGGCGUGUUGCGCACCUAUGCCGCGUAAUAGACUUUCUCGAAGUACAAGUCUUGUGUAUGGGUAUAAACACUGGUCGUUCCCCCUAGCCGGAGCCAUGUCAGUCAGCGGGGAUUCUCUUCGUUGCCGUAUUCAGCCGAGAGCGUUGCAGUGGCAAAGUGAGGUUGAACUGCGUCCAGUUAUUUCUUGGUGUAAAUUGACAAGGAGAGCAUACAGUAACCAUCCCGAAUGUCUUCAACACCGGUAAACCAAUUUGACCUGAAGUAGCUACCUUCCUACCGCCCGGGACAAGUCAUCCUCAAGGCUGUGUUGGUGAAGAAUCCGAAGUCGGUCCGAUACGUGUACACCCAAAACAAUCGACAGGACUAGACUAUUGACAAAAACAGAGAGGAUAUAGGGGUAGCAAGGAACAGAGAGGAUUCGUCCGUGAGCAUCAAACACCCGGUAAUAAAGGCGGAGGGAGAUAUGACGAACCUCAAAUGAAAAAAAAGACAACAGAGAAAACUUCCAACA
This is a messenger RNA of Ectocarpus sp. CCAP 1310/34, 1834 nucleotides long. Lineage: Eukaryota; Phaeophyceae; Ectocarpales; Ectocarpaceae. The record is from the annotation of a GenBank genome assembly.